Messenger RNA from Lathyrus oleraceus (garden pea), 1614 nucleotides. Its product is annotated as fasciclin-like arabinogalactan protein 12. Bases 486 to 1325 code for a protein of 279 amino acids. The transcript has a single exon. NCBI's taxonomy places the organism in Eukaryota, Viridiplantae, Streptophyta, Magnoliopsida, Fabales, Fabaceae. Gene Ontology annotation, cellular component: plasma membrane. Gene Ontology annotation, biological process: plant-type secondary cell wall biogenesis. The record is from RefSeq and is a predicted model, not a curated record.
UACGUAAAUAGGCGAUUCUAAAAAAUAUUCUUUCUACAAUAAUUAAGCAUCUUCAUAACAGUAUUCACCAUAAUAUAAACAAUUACAUCAGGCUUAAAUGUGUUUUUCGUGAUUUGAUUUCACAUCUAUCAAUUAACCUUAAUGAAAAAAGGUUGGUUUAUUAUCUGUAUUAAAGUGCAUCUGUAUCAGAUCACAACCAACUUCUGAUUUCUUCAUGUUCAAGCAAGAUUUGUGGCCACACUACAGCAGCAAAAUCAAAUUCCAUUUUCAGUCACCUUUAUUUUCCUUGAUGUACCACCUUAAUAUCUCACAAGACAGAUAAGAUAUACCCUCAUAAUACUAUUAUUGCAAACUUUGCACCUAAUUAUCACUCACUAUUACCAUCUAUAAAUGCAAUUCACUCCAUUACAUUUCCACACAGCAAGCAAACAAAAUCUUACCUCAUUUACAAAUUUCUUUAAACAGAAUUCCUAUCUAGUAAGAAGAUGAAGCAAAUCAUCUUCUUUUCCCUCUUAGUACUAUCUGUUCAUAUCUUCUUAAUCACUGCUUCAGCUCAAUCACCUGCAGCAGCACCUAAACCUCCAGCAAAACCUGCCCCUGCCACACCUGCUCCAGCAACAGCACCGGCAAAACCAUUAGUCCCUUCAUUACCUCAAUCACCCUCCUCCGAUUCUUCGUCCGGUCAAGACAUUAUCAAAAUCCUAAGAAAAGCUAAAUCAUUCAACACACUGAUCCGGUUGCUGAAAACAACACAAAUCAUUAACCAAAUCAAUGCACAACUAGUGACAACAAAAUCCGGUGGUUUAACUAUUCUUGCACCCGAUGACGGUGCUUUUUCCCAGCUCAAAGCCGGAUACUUCAAUUCCCUCGGCGAACGCCAACAGAAAGAACUGAUACAGUUUCAUGUUCUUCCUGUUUAUGUCUCAAGCUCAAACUUUGAUUCACUGAGUAACCCAGUGCUCACUCUUGCAAGUGAUAGUCCUUCUGGUUAUCAAAUGAAUGUGACAGCUUAUGGAAACAAUGUGAAUAUUUCAACUGGGUCUGUUAAUGCUACACUCACAGGGAUUGUGUAUUCUGAUAAGACACUUGCUAUAUAUCAUGUUGAUAAGGUGCUUAUUCCUCUGGAUUUCUCUAAGCCUAAAGCUCUCGCUCCUGCUCCUACUAUAGCAAAAGCACCUAAAUCUGCUAAGGAUUCAUCUUCCGAUGAUGAUCAGGGUGAGACAACUAAGGUUACUUCUGGUGCUAUCAAUUUGAUUAGCCUUCAAGGAACAAUGUUUGUGUCCCUUUUUGUUGGUUUAGUUGCAGCUAUAGUUAUCUCCAGUUGAUGAAGACCAAUCCAUUUGAAGGAUUUAUGUUCUUUUUUAUUGUUUUAUUUCUCCCGCGUUCUUUCUUUCUUGGUUUUGUUUUGUAUUGUCCUGGGAAGAGUGUUGUUGGGAAGAGUGAUGUUUGUGUUGUUUGAGAGAUUGUGAAGUGUAAGCACUCUUGCCUGAUUUUUUCAAGUAAAAACAAAAACAGAUUGUCAUGAAAGUGUUGAAAACUGUUGGAGAUUAAAUCAAGUAUCUUCUAAAAUGUGUAAGAAGUUAGCCAAGACAUACAGAGCAUCUUCAUAUCAAC